Penaeus chinensis is the source of this 1888-nucleotide messenger RNA. Its product is annotated as putative inorganic phosphate cotransporter. Lineage: Eukaryota; Metazoa; Arthropoda; Malacostraca; Decapoda; Penaeidae. Gene Ontology annotation, molecular function: transmembrane transporter activity. The transcript is spliced from 8 exons. The record is from RefSeq and is a predicted model, not a curated record. Gene Ontology annotation, biological process: transmembrane transport; monoatomic anion transport. Bases 141 to 1064 code for a protein of 307 amino acids.
GUCUCAGAAAUUAUUUAUAGUGUCUAGGAUUCUUACGGGAGCCGCACAGGGCGUAACGGUUCCUGCGUUAUUUAUCCUCAUGGCCACCUGGUUUCCCGCCUGAGGAGAAAGCCAAGUUCGGAGCUUUUAUUAAAGGGGGUAUGCAGUUCGGCACGGUCGUGACAAUGGUCCUGGGUGGCUGGUUGAGUGGUUCAGACCAAGGAAACUGGCCCAUGACCUUCUACGUGUUCGGGGGCCUAGGGCUGGUCUGGGGCAUCCCCUGGUUCCUGCUGGUGCAUGAUAGACCUGAACAGCAUCCCCGUAUUUCUCAUGCAGAGUUGCAAUACAUCCAGGCGAACAUGCACGCAGUGAAGAAAGCAGAGGUGGUUUCCGUGCCCUGGAGAGCGAUGCUCACGUCAGCUCCCGUGUGGGCCUGCGUCAUCAUCGCCAGCGGCAGCAGCUUCGGCUUCCAGACUCUCCUCUCCGAAAUGCCGACCUAUCUGGCCAACAUCCAGCACUUCGACAUGAACAGCAGUGGGUUGAUGUCCGCGCUGCCGUAUCUGUGCAUGUGGAUCUUCGGCCUCAGUUGGGGCGUCGGCAUGGACCGCCUCGCCGCUGCCGGGCUGCUCUCCGUGACGGCUGUGAGGAGGCUCUCCACUGGCUUCGCUCACUACGUGCCGGCGGCGGCUCUCGUCGUCAUGUGCUUCGUGGACUGCAACUCCACCCUGGCGAUGGUCGUGCUGUGCUUAGCGGUGGGCGCCUGCGGCAGCGCCUAUAGCGGCAACGCCCUCGCCGAGCAGGACAUCGCGCCCAACCUGACGGGGACGCUGAUGGGGAUCACCAACACCAUGGGCGCCGUCAUGGGGUUCAUCGCGCCCUCCGUCACGGGCGCCAUCACACAGGGAAGACAAGGUUCACUGGGUGCUUGGAGAACCGUCUUCCUGGUGUCGGCAGCGAACUACGUGGUCACAACCACACUCUACAUGCUCACUAUGUCCGCGCAGGUCCAGCCUUGGAACCAUUCUCAGAAAUCCAGGGAUCGUCGUGAGGAUCCUGAAGGUGCCCCAUCCUUAGAAAAAACUUAAGUCAUAAUGAUUUGAAAAUAAAAUCUUAGGAUCAGGCACAUAUCAUUCUAUUAUAGUUCUUCACAGGAUAGAACAUGUCGAGUAUCACAUCAAUUCAAAUCGGCUUCCGUGGCGUAUAUAAAACAUACCAAAACGUACCAUGUCGAAAAUGAUGUCUUAGUAAUGACUUCACAAAGUUAUUUCAUAAUGACAUAUAUGUAUCUCCAUCCAUUCAGGUGUAUAUUAUUUUUUCGCAACCCUCAAAAAAAAAAAAAAGACAAAAAUGAAUAAAUAAAGCAAGGUCGACAUAAAGAUGUCCUUGACAAGGUAGUUAUAACUCACGGCAGAGUGACAGGCAAUUAUUAAAUACUUAUGGGAGAGCUGACUGGUAAUGAUGAUUAUUAAAUUAUGACAAGCUGGUGAUUAUUAAUUAGACGUUGACAUAUUGCUGAUGGUAACAGACCUUGCAUUUAACUAAAUAUGGCCAACCUUUCCAGUUCUCAAUAAAAACAAAAAAUCCUAUCGGUUUAAGGGGUUUAGAUCUCGAAUCACAUUUAAUCGGUGAAGAAACUAUAUUAAGAUAAUCACAAAUGCAGUGUAAAAUCAUGAGAUGUAUUUCUUUACCAUUACAGGUCACAUCAAUAUUGUAAUCUAUUUUUUUUACUACUAUUUAUUACUUAUUACUAAGUUACUGCUGUUUUAUUGAUUUAUUUCUUUUUUAUCCCGUAAUGAUAUUUUAUCUUUAUUAUUUUCAUCUUUAUUAUUUUUCUGGUUAUUAUCCUGACCACAUGCGAGGUAUGAUAUUGUAAGAUUUAUUAUAUAAAUCGAAUAUUUAUAUAUACUUA